GCCACUCGCCAGUUCAGUUCAGUUUGGUGUGCCGACACGUUCGUACCGUCGUUGUUCCGUUGUAUCGAAACUCCGCCGACGUCGUCAACACCGUGCCGUGCCGUGUGUUCAAUUUUAUCAUUAAUUAUUAUUUAUGCCGCCGUUGUGUACCUCAAUCGUAUUGAUUUAGUGUUCAUAUGUGUUUAUAUUAAAAAUAUAUAAUAUUUAACACACGACUAGUGUGUGUGUAAGUUUUCUAUUAAUAAUUGUUAUUGUUUUUAGUUUUUAUAUUUUUGUUUUUUGUUUUUUAAUAUAUAUAUUUUGAAAACGUGAGCCACACGAAUCGCGGAAAAAUAAUAUAUCAAACCGGUUUUUCAUCGCCGACUGAGUAGUUAAAAGUCAUCGGACUUAGUCGCGGAUUAGUUUUUUAUUAUUAUUAAUUAUCGUUGUUAUUGUUGGUUUUACGCAAAAAAAUAGACAGAAAUUUAGUAGUAGCCGUUUACCGAAUAACAUACGACAAGCAAAUUUAGAGGUAAGUCGGUUGCCUUGACAUGAUAUCUUCACAUUGCGCAUGUUAAUCAGGAAAGAAAAACAUUCAGCAAUGAGGAGAAGGUAGCCGUCGCCACUAACCGUCGUCGUCGCCACUGCAGUCAUGCACAAGUAUCACCAACAGCACUACGACGACAGCAACCAUCACCACCACUAUCGCCGCUUCCACAACUACCUCAAUAAUCAUCACCGAUGCUGUCUCGCCGCGGUGUUUCUGCUGCUGGCCGUCGCGAUCAUCAGCCCUGGACGAACCGAACACGUCGUACUUUUGGACACCACUACCGAACCCAGCCUACGAUGGACUACAUACCCUUACGGACCGGACGCUAACGCAGCAGGGUGGGUUGAAGAGAGUUACAUAAACUUUGAAAAAGGCAUCAACUGGCGAUCAUACGUCGUAUGCGAUGUCACCAAACAAAACGUCAAUAAUUGGGUGUGGACGCCUUUCAUUGAACGUGGGCUGGCCAAUCUCAUUUACAUCGAAGUCAAAUUUACCAUCCGGGACUGUUCGCUGUUCCCAGGGUAUGCGCUUUCGUGCAAAGAAACUUUCUCCUUGCUCUACUAUGAGUUUGACGUGGCUACCAGGGAACCUCCGCCAUGGGAACCUGACAGCUACAAAUCUGUUGGUCGGAUAGCUGCCGGUGAGGGGAGGUUCAAUGCUAAUAACGAAGUGGUGAUCAAUACUGAGACAAAAGCCGUGAAAGUUACCAAAAAAGGAGUGUACUUUGCCUUCAGGGACCAGGGCGCGUGCAUUUCCAUCAUGGCCGUCAAGGUAUAUUACAUCGUGUGCCCAGAAGUUGUGAUAAACUUUGCAAAUUUCUCUGCUACUCCAACUGCUAGAGAACUUACCCAAAUCGAACACGCCACAGGCAAAUGUGUAGAUAAUGCUGAAGUGGUAGGAGGUGGUCCUCCAACUUACCUGUGCAAAGGAGACGGAAAGUGGUAUCUACCGUCAGGUGGAUGCAAAUGCAAAGCUGGUUUUGAGGCAGACAUAGAAGCACAAACUUGUAUAAUCUGUCCUCCGGGCAAAUACAAAUACGGCGUCGGGGAUGAUAAGUGUCAACCGUGUCCGGCACACAGCAAAGCGCCCGACCAGGGGAUGUCCGAGUGCAGGUGCAACACCGGAUACUACAGGUCGCCCAAGGAUCCGAAAUCGGUACCGUGCACGCAACCACCCUCAGCACCGCAAAACUUGACAGUCAACUUUGUAGACCAGUCAACUGUAACGCUAUCGUGGAACCCGCCGAACUUCCUCGGUGGUAGGACUGAUAUCGUGUACAGGGUGACGUGCGACAUGUGCGGUCCGUCCGUUGUGUUCAUGCCCAACAACGAGGUGUUCAAUGAUACCAAGAUAACGAUAAGCGGUCUGAGUCCGGUCACCACGUACAAAUUUCACGUGUGGGCUGAAAACGGUGUCAGUAACCUCACGUCAUCUGAGAACCGACAAUUUGUUGACAUAGCCGUGACCACUACGGAAGCUUCCGUGAAGUCCGCGUCUGUCAACAAUGUCCGCGUUAUGUUGGUCAAGGCGUCCGAGAUCACGUUAUCUUGGGACCCGCCCAUGGCCAGCUUCUUCGAUCCUGGCGAUGAUGAUGCUGCCGUCGAAGUUUACGAAGUUAAGUUCUAUCCCCGAGGUGACGAGUCGAAUGUCAGUAACAAACUCACCGCUGACAGACACAUGGUUUUUACGGCACUUAGGCCGAAGACGGACUAUGGAUUCCAGGUGCGUGCGAAGACCGCUCACGGUUGGGGCGAGUACAGCCCGACCAUUUACAAAACGACGGGGCAAUUGCUCGGAAGCGGUAAGAACACACAACAACAAGUCCAAAGAAAAAACGGGAUUAAAGAUGACACGGCUUAUAUUGGUGACGAAGACAACAUGGAAGUCCGGAUAAUCGCCGGUGCCACAGUCGCGGUAGUGGUUGUCUUAGUGGUCGUCAUCAUUAUGACGGUAUUGUUCUUAAGGAGUCGGAGCAAUGACGAAUGCAACAAAAAACAACCAAGCGAUUGUGACACGUUAGAAUACAGGAAUGGAGAAGUGCAUUGCAAUUUGGACAAUCCUCCCAUAGUUGCCACUCACACUAGCAGCAUGACCACGCCUCUAUUUACUCAAGUUGGCUCAACCACGUCUAGGUCGUACAUUGACCCGCAUACAUACGAAGACCCAAAUCAAGCAGUUAAAGAGUUCGCCAGAGAAAUUGACGCUUCAUAUAUCACCAUUGAAGCUAUAAUAGGUGGUGGAGAAUUUGGUGACGUGUGCCGAGGAAAAUUAAAAGUUCUCGGGUCUCCUUCCGUCGAAGUCGAUGUGGCCAUCAAAACACUAAAACCUGGUAGUUCAGACAAGGCCCGCAACGAUUUCUUGACCGAAGCUUCAAUCAUGGGACAAUUUGAACACCCCAACGUGAUAUUCCUGCAAGGCGUCGUCACACGAUCCAACCCGGUGAUGAUCAUCACCGAAUACAUGGAAAACGGUUCAUUGGAUACGUUCCUGAGAGCCAACGAUGGAAAGUUUCAAGUCUUACAGUUGGUUGGUAUGUUGCGAGGCAUCGCGUCCGGUAUGCAGUAUCUCAGCGAAAUGAAUUACGUGCACCGUGAUUUAGCUGCACGCAAUGUACUAGUCAACGCUCAGCUAGUGUGUAAAAUAGCAGAUUUCGGUUUGAGCCGAGAGAUCGAGAGCACCACUGAAGGAGCAUACACCACAAGGUUUUCAAAUUUCCAGGGCGGUAAAAUACCGGUCCGGUGGACCGCACCCGAAGCCAUAGCAUUCCGCAAGUUUACCUCCGCAUCGGACGUAUGGUCGUUUGGCAUUGUCGUGUGGGAAGUGAUGUCGUACGGUGAACGUCCAUAUUGGAAUUGGAGUAACCAGGACGUGAUCAAGUCCAUCGAAAAGGGUUACCGGUUACCGGCGCCCAUGGACUGUCCAGAGACCAUUUACCAGUUAAUGUUGGAUUGCUGGCAAAAAGAAAGGACGCACCGACCGGUGUUUUUGUCUAUCGUAAAGACACUCGACAAGCUCAUAAGGUGUCCGGACACACUCAGGCGGAUCGCCCAGAAUAGGUCCGUGAACCCGCUGAGCUCGGACGCGCCAGACAUGACCCAAUUCGGAUCGGUGAACGAGUGGCUGUGCUCGAUCAAGAUGGCCCGGUACUUGGACAACUUCGAACAGGCGGGCAUCGUGAGCCCGAAGGAGGUGGCCCGACUGACGGUAGCCGACCUGACGGCGCUGGGCAUCACACUGGUCGGUCACCAGAAGAAGAUCAUGAACAGUAUCCAGGCCAUGCGGGCGCAGUUCUCGGCCAACCUGUCCGAGGGCUUUCUCGUGUAAGCGAGUAAAAAACCGGACACGUUAGUGCGCAUCAUCGUAGAGAUGUCGGCUGUGGCGACCUUUGGUUCCUAUAUGAUAUUAUUGCAUAAUAUAAUAGUAUUGUAUCAAUGUAUAUAUUAUUAUAUGAAAUGUAUAUAUCCGGACGAACGAUGACACGCGUACUAUCAUGACGAUGACGACGGCACGUCGAGACUUAAUGUUAUAAUAAUAUAUAUAUAUUUUUCCUUAUUCAAUAUGAUCUAGACUGUACCUGUAUAUUAUCAUUAUUAUUAUUAAUUAUUACUAUAUAUAACUAUUAUACGUUAUCUUUGUAAGUACGCGUUUAACAUGUUUAUAUAUAAUAUAUUGUAUAUUUUUUCUCAAUGACUUACUAUAUAUUCAGCAAUAUAUCGUCUCUGUAAAUUAACUAGGUAUUGUAUACUUCUCCCCCACCAUCCCCUAUCCUAAAGUAUCACCGAUGCCAUCACACUCGUCUAUUCGUUCAAUGUACCGACUAACUGAAUUAUAAAAAAUACAUUUUUUUUUAAACGUAAGCUAAUGCCCCUAUUUAUAUUGUGAAAUUUUGAUUAAUUUCGUAAUUAAUUAACCUAAUAUGUUAUAAUUCGUAUAUAUUUUGUGCGUACGAUUUUCUGUUUUCAAUCGAACCGGACUCUUUCAUCGAAUUGUACACGAGUUCGAGGAUACAACGUUAAAGUAUAUAAUUAUUUAUAUUAUUGUACAUUUUUUUCAACCACCCUACUUACGUAUAUUUUUUUUCGCGUGUAUUUAGUGUUAAUUAUUUCAUGUACAUUGUGUAUAAACAAAAAGAAAGAUAAGUAAAUAAAAUUAAGAAUAUUAAGACGUUAUUGUGUACAUAUUAUUGUUGUCUUCUGUACAACCAGACUGUUUUUUUUAGUUUUUAUAAAUUAUUGUAUUUUUACGAUCGUCCCGUAUAUAAUAUUAUUGUAUUAUAAAAUAUGUGUAAAAAUGUAAAUUAACUAUUAUAAUAUACCUAGGCAAGUUAUACUCGCGUUUCGAGUAAACUUGUGCGAUUACUGAUACGUAAUACAGAAAUUUGUUUAGCAAAGGACGUUGAAAUUGCAAUAAGAUUAUUUAUCUAUAUCAAUGAUGAAAAAAAUAUGUUUAAUAUUAUUGUAUGAAUAUUUUUAACGGCAGACCGGUCAAAACGUCUGCCAAAAAUUAACUGUGAUAAAAAAAAAAAUACAAAAUAAUUAUAUUAAUAAUAAUACCAUUUACCAACUUUUUGAUUCCCAUAAAUCGAGCGUCGAUGAGGAUAAAAAAUGUGUAUAGGUUUUACUUUUUAGUAAUGUAUUGAUCCCCCCUUCCCUCAUUUUUUUAUUAUAUUAUUAUGUAAUCUUAAUUUAUUCUAUUGUUGUGUAUAAUCACUGCCCCACACGAGUCGUUUAAUUUUUUCCCAUUCAAAACUGGCAUAAUGUACUUUAUGACAUUAUAAUGAUACGUCUAUUUGAAAGUUUUAAAAUAGUCUUAACCGAUGAAUCAAUACGUUAUUAUGUUACUAACAAAUAACACUAUCUCAGCCUGUGUAUAUCUCAAAUAUAUUUUCGUUUACGCGCGAUAAAAGUUUACUACAAAAUGUUUUCAAACCUAAACUUAACAACGAAUAGGGGGAAUGACUUAAAUAUAAUAAUAAUAAUAAUAAUAAUUCUAUUAAAUGUAAUAAUAAUGUAAUCUAUAGAUCCGUUGAAUAACCGAGUAUAAUAUGAAUAAAAAUAAUUGAUAGUUACUGCUGUUUCACUGUGUUCCGUCCAUAUACAAUAUUAUACUAUAAUAUUACGUCGACUUACAACUUUUUGCCAGUUUUCAUUUAUUUUUAUUCUUAUAAUUUCCAAUAUUUUCAUUUUUUUUUCUUAUAGUUUUGGUUAUCUUACAAAACUCAUCAUGUAUUUCAUCAUUAAAAUAAUAAUUAUGUAAACAAUCAAAAUUAAAUUAUUACUAGCGUCCCACCCCUUCGCAAUAUCCCAUAAUUCCUUUAUAUUAUUAGUGUAAACAUUUUAAUAUUUUAUGAUAUCUAUAUAGUGUUUAAUAACUAAUAUUAUAUAUUUUUAUUAUCCCGUGUGAAAAUUAAAAAUUAUCAAACAAUUAGCGAAUAUCAAAAAAUACCGUAUUCGAUCGAUAUUAUAAUAAUAUUAUAUUCUCUAAUAUUUUAUAAUAUCCCCGUAAAAUCGGCCACAACAGAAUGUGUCUACAUUACUUUUAAAUAAUAAUUAAUAUUAUUAAUUUUUGUAUAAAUAAAUUGUCAUUAUUAUUAUUAUUUAUACUAUAUAUUAUAUAUAAUUAUAAAUACUAUUUAGUAAAACAUGUUGUUAUUAUUAUAAUUAUUAUAUACAUUUUUUUGUCGUUCUAUCCGCUCGAUUCUUUCGUUUUUGUACAGUUUGUAAACAACGAUUUCACACCCGACUUUAUUUUAAACUUAUUAUUUAUUUUUUUUAUACGACAUAUAUUAUCAUUAUUGUAUUAUUAUUAUUAUUAUUAUUAUUAUUAUUAUUAUUAUUAUCAAUUAUUAUUAUAAUAUGUAUACAUUGUAUAUGUCCAUAUAUGUAGAGUUAUUAAAACGGGCUUUGUGUGUGUAUUGUAUAACUCAACAAUAUAUUAUAAAAUAUUAUAUGUACAAUGAGAAAAAUA
This is a messenger RNA of Rhopalosiphum padi (bird cherry-oat aphid), 6496 nucleotides long. It is a transcript of the gene Eph, whose product is annotated as ephrin type-B receptor 1-B. Gene Ontology annotation, cellular component: neuron projection; plasma membrane. Lineage: Eukaryota; Metazoa; Arthropoda; Insecta; Hemiptera; Aphididae. Gene Ontology annotation, biological process: axon guidance; protein phosphorylation; cell surface receptor protein tyrosine kinase signaling pathway. The transcript has 19 exons. The coding region runs from base 632 to 3853 and encodes 1073 amino acids. The record is from RefSeq and is a predicted model, not a curated record. Gene Ontology annotation, molecular function: protein binding; ATP binding; transmembrane-ephrin receptor activity.